Molecule: messenger RNA, 1889 nt
Organism: Malus domestica (apple)
Lineage: Eukaryota; Viridiplantae; Streptophyta; Magnoliopsida; Rosales; Rosaceae
Source: RefSeq, a predicted model, not a curated record
ACUUUCAUAAGCACGUCACGUCAUCUGCAACAUUCAUAAAACAAAGACGAGAGUCACGAGACACAUUAAUCGGAGCACCCGGAGGAACCUGAAAGCCCGACGGCGUCUAUCCACGACAAUAUUCUCGUUCUCCGAAAUUGAAGCUGAAAUUGUGUUGCUUGAUCGUGAAAGUUUGAAUUUUCCGGGAAUCGGAAAGUUUGGUUCUGUGAUUUUUGUGGAAAAUGAGCUCAGAGAGACGACAAUGAACAAGUCGAGAAAGGUAGGGAAGUAUGAGGUGGGGCGGAUGGUUGGCGAAGGGACAUUCGGCAAGGUUAAGUUUGCGAGGAACUGCGAGACCGGCGAAAGCGUGGCCAUGAAGAUUUUGGCCAAAAGCACCAUUCUCAAGCACAGAAUGGUUGAUCAGAUUAAAAGAGAGAUAUCAAUAAUGAAGAUUGUCAGGCAUCCUAAUAUAGUAAGGCUGCAUGAGGUUUUGGCUGGUCGAGCGAAGAUAUUUAUAAUUCUCGAGUUUGUAACUGGAGGAGAAUUGUUUGAUAAAAUUGUUCACCGAGGAAAGCUUCCUGAAAAUGAAUCCAGGAAAUACUUUCAACAGCUUGUGGAUGCAGUUGCCCACUGUCACAGUAAGGGUGUGUACCACAGAGACCUGAAGCCCGAAAAUCUUCUCCUUGAUGCUUAUGGAAAUUUGAAGGUUUCUGAUUUUGGACUAAGUGCAUUGCCCCUGCAAGAGGGGGACGGUCUUCUUCGCACCACAUGUGGAACCCCAAACUAUGUUGCUCCUGAGGUGCUCGGCGAUCAGGGUUACGAUGGAGCUGCUGCUGAUAUUUGGUCAUGUGGGGUCAUCCUGUAUGUUCUGAUGGCUGGAUACCUCCCAUUUGAUGAGACAAAUCUAUAUACCCUCUAUAGCAAAAUUACUGCAGCAGAGUUCUCCUGUCCAUAUUGGUUUUCUCCCGAGGCAAAUAAAUUGAUACAAAAGAUACUUGAUCCCAAUCCUAAAACUCGAAUUCGGAUUGAUGGUAUCAGAAAUGAUCCAUGGUUUAAGAAAAAUUAUGCUCCUGUCAAAUAUAGAGAAGAUGAGGAAGUAAGCUUGGAUGAUGUUCGUGCAGUCUUUGAGGAUAUUGAGGAUCAAUAUAUAGCGGAGCGGUCAGAAAUUAAGGAUGGUGGUCCUUUGUUAAUGAAUGCGUUCGAGAUGAUUACCCUAUCCCAAGGGCUAAAUCUAUCUGCAUUGUUUGACCGAAGACAGGAUUAUGUAAAUCGGCAAACCCGGUUUGUUUCCCGCAAACCAGCUCAAGUUAUAAUUUCAAAUGUAGAAGCUGUUGCAGAAUCAAUGAGUCUCAAGGUCCAUACGCGCAAUUACAAGACAAGACUUGAAGGAAUAUCAGCAAAUAGGACGGGACAAUUUGCAGUUGUCCUCGAGGUUUAUGAAGUUGCACCAUCCCUUUUCAUGGUAGAUGUUCGGAAGGCCGCAGGAGAUACUCUUGAAUAUCAUAAGUUUUACAAGAAUUUCUGUGCCAAAUUAGAAGAUAUUAUUUGGAACCCAAUAGAGGGUACGGGGUAGUUCGAACCAUCUUAGAACAAGGACUUGCUGAUCCAUUUCCUUGGGUGUGAAGCAAAUCAGCGAGCAGACCAACAAAGGAAGGCUAUUUCUCUAGGGACAUUUUCUGAAGCUAGUGUGUCCUUCACAUGUUGUAUUUGCUUGUAAUUUUGUUCUGUAAGUCUGUCGUUUCGAUAUUAUUAACCCUGAAAACAUGAAGAAGAAAAAUGUAGCUGAUUUCCGUUGAGAGAUAUCGCCAUGUAUUUAUAGUAUCUGCCGAACAUGAUUCGCAGAAUGUAUAAAUCGUGAAGAUUGUUCAUUUAGUCCACCAUUAUAGCAGUUUCUUAAUGUUUUCAACAAG